Athalia rosae (coleseed sawfly) is the source of this 1001-nucleotide messenger RNA. It is a transcript of the gene ND-30, whose product is annotated as NADH dehydrogenase [ubiquinone] iron-sulfur protein 3, mitochondrial. The record is from RefSeq and is a predicted model, not a curated record. NCBI's taxonomy places the organism in Eukaryota, Metazoa, Arthropoda, Insecta, Hymenoptera, Athaliidae. The coding region runs from base 138 to 938 and encodes 266 amino acids. Gene Ontology annotation, molecular function: NADH dehydrogenase (ubiquinone) activity. The transcript is spliced from 5 exons.
CUGUUUAGCAGACGGCCCAAAACUGUUGGAGUUCUAUGAUCGUAAAAUUGGGCCGUUUUGUUAAAUAUUACUAAUGCAGUGUAUGUAAAUAAUUCUGAUAAGAAAUAUAAGUUCGGCUGGAUUUUCCAAACUAUAAAAUGGUUACAUUAAUAAUGAGGAACUUUCGUGUGCUCACAAACCUAGCAUCGGUGGCAGCUCCAAAACGUUGUAUCUCUACAUUUCCUGUGCUCAGGAAUCAACCACAACCACCAGCAUCCAUACCCACGGAAAAAACGGAAGAAACACGACCUACCGUUCGCAAAUUCGACUACAUCGCACGCAGCCAGUUAAAAGACUUUGGUCGUUACGUAGCUGAUUGUGUUCCAAAAUAUGUGCAGAAGGUUCAGCUAACUGCAGGGGAUGAAUUGGAGGUUUUGAUAGCACCGGAAGGAGUACUUCCGGUCUUAUCUUUUCUGAAGGAUCACCAAAAUGCCCAAUUUGUCAACAUAAUAGACAUUACUGCAAUCGAUGUGCCGAACAGACAAUACAGAUUUGAGUUAAUAUACAACCUUCUCUCAUUGCGUUACAAUUCUCGCAUUCGAGUUAAAACUUACACUGAUGAGUUGACACCGAUUGACUCUGCGUGUGACAUAUUCAAAGGCGCUAAUUGGUAUGAACGAGAAAUAUGGGAUAUGUACGGCGUUUUCUUUGCUAACCAUCCUGAUUUAAGAAGAAUUCUUACGGACUAUGGGUUCGAGGGGCAUCCUCUCAGAAAAGAUUUCCCACUCAGUGGAUAUGUUGAGGUGCGUUAUGACGAUGAAAAGAAGAGAGUGGUUGCAGAGCCGCUUGAGUUAACUCAAGAAUUCCGAAGAUUUGAAUUGGCUGCUCCGUGGGAACAAUUUCCAAAUUUCCGAGGUGCGCUUCCAAGCUCUGAGGAAGUACAUACUGAGAAGAAGUAAGCUUUAUUAUAUAUUCUCACUGUCAUAGUCGUUAAAAUAAACGUUUAUUAUUGUCACUGAAAA